Molecule: messenger RNA, 1514 nt
Organism: Elgaria multicarinata webbii
Lineage: Eukaryota; Metazoa; Chordata; Lepidosauria; Squamata; Anguidae
Product: serpin B11-like
Exons: 7
Coding region: 224-1462 (412 amino acids)
Biological process (GO): negative regulation of endopeptidase activity
Molecular function (GO): serine-type endopeptidase inhibitor activity
Source: RefSeq, a predicted model, not a curated record
UCUCUAUGCAAAGAUGAUCCUAAUUAUAUUACACCAUAUCCAGUACCUGGAAGGUUGGAAGGUUUGGAAAAUCUCUUGCCUGGAAAAAAAGAUGUUUCAUAUUGGGUGUAUCUUUCCAAGCCUAUGUUUGCAAUAUAACAAAACCAGUUCAACAACUAACCUGAGCAUUCAGUUGCUUUCAUAUCUACUCAUACUUUUUUCUCUCUUUUUUUCCUAGCUAGCCAUGGAUUUUCCUUUCACCAAUGAUUCCCUUCCUAAAGCAAUUACUUCAUUUGGCCUUGAUCUUUACCAUAAACUGAACAAAAGUGGCAUUUGCAAAAACCUCUUCUUCUCUCCCAUGAGUAUUUCAGCUGCCCUGGCCAUGGUUCUUGGAGGUGCCAGGGGAAACACUAAAAGUCAGAUAGAAAAGGCUCUGCACUUUAAUAGAACUCCAGGAGGUACAAAACUACCACCUGCUUCUGAGAGGACAACAGAAGAUGGGUCAGAGAGUGCCCGUCACUUCCCAGUGGAAAAUCCACAGGAAGGAGAAAUUUCCUCAGAGUUCAAGAACCUCCUGUUUCAACUGAAUCAACUCAGUCACGGUUACCAAUUGAGCCUGGCCAACAGUUUGUUCAUACAAAAAGGUUAUACGUUUUAUCAGCAAUAUCUCACACACACUAAGGAAACUUACGAAGCUGUGUUGCAGACGGUUGACUUUUCUAAAGCUGUUGAAGAAGCAAGGGAGGCCAUUAACCUUGAGGUGGACAAACAGACCCAUGGAAAGAUCAAAGAACUUUUUGCUCCACAUGCAAUUGGGCCGGAAGCUGUGUUGGUGCUAGCAAACGCCAUCUACUUUAAAGCAACUUGGCAACACCAGUUUGAUCCAGAUGACACCGUCGAAAGAGCUUUUAGGCUGAAUGAGAAUGAAAGUAAACCUGUGCACAUGAUGCAUCAGAAAGGUAUUUUUAAGUUGGGACGCAUGGGAGAGAUGAACGCACGGAUUCUUUGCCUCCCGUAUGUUGAAGAAGUGCUGUCCAUGCUCAUUAUGCUGCCAAAUGACAUCGGUGAUCUGGAACAGGUUGAGAAAGCAAUGAGCUGGGGAAAUUUAUCCUGCUGGAGUGCCUCUGAAAAUCUGACAGAGGAUCAUGUGGAGGUGUAUAUACCUCGGUUCAAGCUUGACGAUGCUUUUGACCUCAACUUGACUUUGAAAUCCCUGGGGGUGACAGACGUGUUUGACGCAUCCAAGGCCAACCUUUCUGGAAUGUCUCCCUCCCGGCUGCUCUUCUUGUCCAAAGUGGUUCACAAAGCCUACGUGGAUGUCAAUGAAGUAGGCACCGAAGCGGCAGGUGCAACAGGUGCUGCGGUCUCCACCAGAUCCUUAAUAUCUUAUGAUCUAUUUUUGGCUGAUCACCCAUUCCUUUUCUGCAUCCGACACAAUCCUACCAAUACCAUCCUUUUCAUUGGCAAACUCUGCUCUCCUUAAGGCUCAAGUCAGCUUCCUUCUUUAACCUUAUUAAAGAUUUAUCUCACGAUGA